AUGAGCACCUUUGAAUCAGUCAAAUUGUUCGCCGAGAAAGUCUGCGCGAACGAGUCUCGACUCGACGUUGCGGUUCUCAACGCGGGCAUGGCGGCGCCUUCUUACCAGCUGUCUCCCGAUGGGUUUGAGAUGUCCCUGGAAGUCAACGCUCUAUCGACCGCUCUCCUGGCGAUUCUGUUGUAUCCCGAGCUCCGAAAAUCGGCGGAGAUGUCUGGCGAACCAUCACAUCUCGAGUUUGUUGGCAGUGUUGGCCAUCGUAUGGUCAAUCCUGACGCACUCGAUGCAGGCCUUCAGGAUGGAUCGAGCGUGCUGGAUAUCGUUAACAACAAGAAAUUCUUCGACGUCGAACAGCAAUACUGCACUACCAAGCUGUUGCUGAUGUAUGUCAUGGAUGGACUUGUCGCAGCAGCCGCACGAGCAGCAGCGUCUUCCUCGUCAACAGGUCCCAAGGAUCCGGAAGUCAUCAUCACGACUUGCUGCCCGAAUCUGUGCCGCACGAACCUCGGUCGCGACUUCUCCCUCCUGCUCAAGCUGCCGACUUACUUGUUUCAGCUCGUCUUCGCCCGCUCAGCGGAGGAAGGGAGCAGGAUUCUCGUCAGCGGGACAGCCUUGGGGAAGGAGGCGCAUGGAGAGUUCUGGAGUCACGAUGUCUUUGACAAGAAGGGCGAGCUCGUUACGAGUCCGAAGGGCAAGAUGUUGCAGAAGAAAGCCUGGAGCGAAAUGGUCGAGGUUCUGAGGAUGCAUGUUCCGCGCAGAGAAGAGUACCUCCUACAGUGUUGA
This is a messenger RNA of Cladophialophora bantiana CBS 173.52, 780 nucleotides long. RefSeq lists its product as uncharacterized. The transcript is spliced from 2 exons. Lineage: Eukaryota; Fungi; Ascomycota; Eurotiomycetes; Chaetothyriales; Herpotrichiellaceae. The coding region runs from base 1 to 780 and encodes 259 amino acids. The record is from RefSeq and is a predicted model, not a curated record.